Messenger RNA from Lutra lutra (Eurasian river otter), 3604 nucleotides. It is a transcript of the gene CC2D1A, whose product is annotated as coiled-coil and C2 domain containing 1A. NCBI's taxonomy places the organism in Eukaryota, Metazoa, Chordata, Mammalia, Carnivora, Mustelidae. Gene Ontology annotation, cellular component: nucleus. The record is from RefSeq and is a predicted model, not a curated record. The transcript has 29 exons. Gene Ontology annotation, biological process: regulation of transcription by RNA polymerase II. Gene Ontology annotation, molecular function: DNA-binding transcription repressor activity, RNA polymerase II-specific; RNA polymerase II cis-regulatory region sequence-specific DNA binding. The coding region runs from base 252 to 3113 and encodes 953 amino acids.
UGCCGGGAGUUGUAGUUUCAGUGCGGCGGGCCCAGUAAGUCCAGUGGCUGCGCUCCGGUGCCGCGGCGCCUGAGGGCCGAGGCGGAAGUGAGGCGGCCACACCGGGGGUCGAGGGCGCAGGGUCAGCGGUCGCGGGGAGCUCGCAAGGGGCGCGGGGCUCAGGAAGUGCGCGUGCGCGGCAAUAGGCCCGGGGGAGGAGGCAGGGCAAGGCCAGGCGAGGUGGCCAGUGGCCUGGGCAUCCAGCCUGGAAGAUGCACAAGAGGAAGGGACCCCCGGGACCCCCAGGCCGAGGUGCCGCCGCCGCCCGCCAGCUGGGCCUGCUGGUUGACCUCUCCCCAGACGGCCUGAUGAUCGCUGAGGAUGGAGUUAAUGAUGAGGAACUGGAGGCCGAGUUCUUGGCCUUGGUUGGGGGCCAGCCCCAAGUCCUGGAGAAGCUCAAAGGCAAAGGCCCCCUGCCCAUGGAGGCCAUUGAGAAGAUGGCCAGCCUGUGCAUGAGAGACCCGGAUGAGGGUGAGGAUGAGGGUACAGACGAGGAGGAUGUGGAGGCUGACGAUGACCUGCUGGCAGAGCUAAACGAGGUCCUUGGGGAGGAGCAGAAGACUGUGGAGUCCCACCCUCCUGCCACUCAGCAGCCAAAGGCCACAGCCCCCAGCCCAGGGGUGGAGGCCACCUUGCAGGAGAGGUUGGCCCUCUACCAGACAGCGAUCGAAAGCGCUAGGCGAGCUGGAGAUGGUGCCAAGAUGCGGCGCUAUGACCGGGGGCUUAAGACACUUGAAAACCUGCUGGCCUCAGUCCGGAAGGGUAACACAAUCGAUGAAGGCGACAUCCCGCCACCUGUGGCAGUGGGGAAGGGCCCGGCAGCCAUGCCCUGCCACACUCCGACACCCACCCAGCCGUCAUCUGCAAACCAGCCAGUACCAGAGCCCAGGGUCACAGUAGAAGGCCUUCCUACCACUGCUCCCACCACAUCCAUUGGCUUGACUAAGCCCCAGCUUCCUCCAGGUCCCUGCAGCCCCGGCCCCCUCGCCCAGUUGCAGAGCCGCCAGCGGGAAUAUAAGUUGGCUGCUCUCCAUGCCAAGCAGCAGGGAGAUACUGUCACUGCUGCCCGGCACUUCCGUGUGGCUAAGAGCUUCGAUGCCGUCUUGGAGGCCCUGAGCCGGGGGGAGCCUGUGGACCUGUCCCGCCUGCCACCUCCCCCUGACCAGCUGCCCCCAGACCCACCAUCACCACCACCACAGCCUCCAACUCCCACCACGGUGCCCUCCACGCCAGAGGUUCCCCCACCUCCGCGGACUCUCCUGGAGGCCCUGGAGCAGCGGAUGGAGCGAUACCACAUGGCUGCAGCCCAGGCCAAGGCCAAAGGGGACCAGCGGAAGGCUCGCAUGCAUGAGCGCAUCGUCAAGCAAUACCAAGACGCUAUCCGAGCCCACAAGGCUGGCCGGGCUGUAGAUGUGGCUGAGCUGCCGGUGCCCCCAGGCUUUCCCCCCAUCCAGGGCCUGGAGGCCACUGAGCCCACCCAGCAGAGCCUGGUGGGGGUCCUGGAAACUGCCAUGAAGCUGGCCAACCAGGAUGAAGGCCCAGAGGAUGAAGAGGAUGAAGAACCUAGGAAGCAGCCCACCAGCCCUCCGGCCCCCGCAGCCCAGCCCAAGGCCCCACCCUCAAGGGCAACCCCAUCAGGCUCCACCCCAGCAGCCAAAACAGCCCCCAAGGGCACAUCCACCAGAGCCCAGCAGCAGCUGGCCUUCCUGGAAGGCCGCAGGAAGCAGCUCCUACAGGCCGCGCUGCGAGCCAAGCAGAAGAAUGACGUGGAGGGGGCCAAAAUGCACCUGCGCCAGGCCAAGGGGCUGGAGCCCAUGCUGGAGGCCUCACGCAACGGGCUGCCUGUGGACAUCGCCAAGGUGCCACCCGCCCCCGUCAACAAGGACGACUUCUCUCUGGUCCAGCGGCCCGGCCCAGGCCUGUCUCAGGAGUCUGCCCGCCGCUACGGCGAACUCACCAAGCUCAUAAGGCAGCAGCACGAGAUGUGCCUCAACCACUCUAACCAGUUCACCCACCUGGGCAACAUCGCCGAAACCAGCAAAUUUGAGAAGCUGGCAGAGGACUGUAAACGGAGCAUGGAGAUUCUGAAGCAGGCAUUCGCCCGGGGUCUCCCCACACCCACUGCCCGCUUUGAGCAGAGAACCUUCAGCAUCAUCAAGAUCUUCCCUGACCUCAGCAGCAACGACAUGCUCCUGUUCAUCGUGAAGGGGAUCAACUUGCCCACACCCCCAGGACUGUCUCCCAGCGACCUGGAUGUCUUUGUUCGGUUUGACUUCCCCUAUCCCAAUGUGGAAGAAGCUCAGAAAGACAAGACCAGUGUGAUUAAGAACACGGACUCCCCCGAGUUCAAGGAGCAGUUUAAGCUCUGCAUCAGUCGCAGCCACCGCGGCUUCCGAAGGGCCAUCCAGACCAAAGGCAUCAAAUUCGAAGUGGUCCACAAGGGGGGGCUGUUCAAGACUGACCGGGUGCUGGGCACGGCCCAGCUCAAGCUGGAUGCCCUGGAGACCGCAUGCGAGGUCCGGGAGAUACUGGAGGUCCUGGAUGGUCGCAGGCCCACGGGGGGGCGGUUGGAGGUGAUGGUCCGAAUUCGGGAGCCGCUGACAGCCCAGCAGUUGGAGACCACAACUGAGAGGUGGCUGGUCGUCGACCCCGUGCCAGCAGCUGUGCCCACACAGGUUGCUGGGCCCAAAGGCAAGGCCCCUCCCGUGCCUGCCCCUGCGAGGGAACCAGGGAACAGAACCGCACGGCCCCUGCAUAGCCUCAGCGUGUUGGCCUUUGACCAAGAGCGUCUGGAGCGGAAGAUCCUGGCCCUCAGGCAGGCGCGGCGGCCGGUGCCCCCGGAAGUAGCCCAGCAGUACCAGGACAUCGUGCAACGCACCCAGUGGCAGAGGGCACAGCUGGAGCAGGGGGGCCCGGGCAUCCGGAGGGAGUAUGCGGCCCAGCUAGAGCGUCAGCUGCAGUUCUACACAGAGGCCGCCCGGCGCCUGGGCAAUGACGGCAGCAGGGAGGCUGCAAAGGAGGCACUGUACAGGCGGAACCUGGUAGAGAGUGAGCUGCAGCGGCUCCACAGGUGAGGGGCCAACCAGGCAGGCGGCCCCUGGAGAGUGGGGAGUAGGCCCAAGGCCCUGGCCCUGGGAAGAGCGGACAAAGCCACAGCCAAGGACCAGACAAGCAGACAAUCAGCGGACAGUCAGCUCCAGAUGGACACAUCCCCCCACUGGGUUCCCCCAGCCAGGUCGCAGCUCCCUGGCAGGGGGCGCUGGGGAUGGCACUGCCAGCCGGCUCAUGCCUCUAACCCAGGCCCGGCUGGGUGGGUCCUGGACAGUCCUGUUUGCACAGCCUGGGGCGUCGGGCCCCUGGCCUGCCCCGGAGGUGGGGGGGGGGGCAGCUAGGACCAAGCCCCGAGGGCCCUGCAAGCACUUUACUUCCUGUCCCUCCCCAGCCUUAACCCUGAAGCCCACCCACACCCCAAAGAAGCCACUGAGGUCAGCCAAAGCCCAGCUGGCUCCCCAGGGCUGACACAGGGAAUAAACAGCCAGGGCCACGCCUGGCUCACUCUGUCCUA